Molecule: messenger RNA, 3556 nt
Organism: Pimephales promelas (fathead minnow)
Lineage: Eukaryota; Metazoa; Chordata; Actinopteri; Cypriniformes; Leuciscidae
Biological process (GO): regulation of membrane depolarization; potassium ion transmembrane transport; sodium ion transmembrane transport
Cellular component (GO): membrane; HCN channel complex; dendrite
Molecular function (GO): voltage-gated potassium channel activity
Source: RefSeq, a predicted model, not a curated record
GAGUGAGUGAGUGUGUGUGAGCGCGCGCGCGUGUGUGUGUGUGAGCGUGUGUGAGCGCGCUCUCUCUGCUCUUUGGCACUGGCAUGGAUGGUGGCACAGCGGGCACGGACCCUCGAGCCGCCCGGCCCGGAGACUCUAAGCGGCGCAGUAAGAGCAGCCUCCCGUCUCCCGGUUACCGGCUCUCACAGGCGUCUCUGGAGGGCGAUCGCCGGCUCUCCAUCAUGAGCUCCACGCGGGACAACGGCCCGUUCCGCCCGGGCACCCCGACCACUCCUCUCCCGCACACCGUGACGCGCUCCGUUGGUUUCGCCGCGUCCCGAGCCGUUCUGGCGUCCUCCUCUUCCUCCACCGGCACCGGGACGGUCGUGGUGGCCGCCGCUGGGCCCGAGACCGGCACCGGCAGCCCGGAGGGCCCGUGUCUGGACGGCGAGGACUACAGCUACUCGAACCAGUCCACGUUCAUCCAGAGGCAGUUCGGCGCGAUGCUGCAGCCCGGGGUCAACAAGUUCUCGCUCCGCAUGUUCGGGAGCCACAAGGCCGUCGCGCUGGAGCAGGAGAGGCUCAAAUCAGCCGGAGUCUGGAUCAUACACCCCUACAGCGACUUCAGGUUCUACUGGGAUCUCCUCAUGCUGAUGCUGAUGGUGGGAAACCUCAUCAUCCUCCCGGUGGGAAUCACCUUCUUCAAGGACGAGAACACGCCUCCGUGGAUCAUCUUCAACGUGGUGUCGGACACACUGUUCCUGGUGGACCUGGUGCUGAACUUCCGAACCGGGAUCGUGAAAGAGGACAGUACGGAGAUCCUGCUGGACCCGAAGGCCAUCCGCCAGCGCUACCUGAAGAGCUGGUUCCUCGUGGACUUCGUGUCGUCCAUCCCGGUGGAUUAUAUCUUCCUGAUGGUGGACCUGGAAGCUCGACUGGACUCCGAGGUGUACCGGACGGCUCGAGCGCUGAGGAUCGUUCGAUUCACCAAGAUCUUGAGUCUUCUGCGUUUGCUGCGUUUGUCCCGUCUCAUCCGCUACAUACACCAGUGGGAGGAGAUCUUCCACAUGACCUAUGACCUGGCGAGUGCGAUGGUGCGUAUCGUGAACCUGAUCGGCAUGAUGCUGCUGCUGUGUCACUGGGACGGCUGUCUGCAGUUCCUGGUGCCGAUGCUGCAGGACUUCCCUCUCGACUGCUGGGUCUCCAAGAACAACAUGGUGAACGACACGUGGGGUAUCCAGUACUCGUACGCGCUCUUCAAGGCCAUGAGUCACAUGCUGUGCAUCGGCUACGGCGCGCAGGCUCCCGAGGGCAUGACGGACGUCUGGCUCACCAUGCUCAGCAUGAUCGUGGGCGCCACGUGUUACGCCAUGUUCAUCGGCCACGCCACGGCGCUCAUCCAGUCGCUGGACUCGUCCCGCAGGCAGUACCAGGAGAAGUAUAAGCAGGUGGAGCAGUACAUGUCUUUCCAUAAGCUUCCAUCAGAUGUCAGGCAGAAGAUCCACGAGUAUUACGAACACCGAUACCAGGGCAAGAUGUUUGAUGAGGACAACAUUCUGGGAGAGCUGAGCGACCCCUUAAAGGAGGAAAUUGUUAGCUUCAACUGCCGUAGCUUGGUGGCUAACAUGCCUCUCUUCGCUAACGCUGACCCAAACUUCGUGACGGCAGUGCUCACAAAGCUGAAGUUUGAGGUCUUCCAGCCCAAUGACUUCAUCAUUCGGGAGGGAACCGUUGGCCGUAAAAUGUAUUUUAUCCAGCACGGGCGGGUCAGCGUGCUAACUCGCGGAAACAGGGAGACCAAGCUUAGCGACGGGUCGUACUUCGGAGAGAUCUGUCUGUUGACUCGUGGCAGGAGGACAGCUAGUGUUCGAGCGGAUACGUACUGUCGACUUUACUCCCUCAGUGUGGGCAGUUUCAACGAGGUUCUGGAAGAGCAUCCCAUGAUGAGACGGGCCUUCGAGACGGUGGCAGCGGACAGACUUGAUCGCAUCGGCAAGAAGAACUCCAUUUUGUUGCGCAAGACCUCACAGGGAGGAUCUGUUGCGGGCAGCAGUUUGGGACGGGGCGGAGGCAGCCGCGGUGGAGGAGCAGGAGGCGCCGGUCUGGGAUCUUGUGAUAGUGUUCUGGUCCAGCAGAUCGUGAAGCACGACAGCAUGCCCACCAUGCAGGACAUCACGGCUGCGAGCAACCGAAGCAGCACCGGAGGCACAGUCUCACCCCGACCUCAUCCGCUGAUCUGGGCACCGCUGGUCCACGCUCCCCUCCAGACGGCUGCUGCCACCACCAACGUGGCCAUCGCCUUGAUGCAUCAGCAACAGCAGCAGCAACAGCUGCAACAACAGCUUCAACAACAACAUGCCCUCGGAGCCGCCAUCUUCCUCCCCAUCUCGCCGUCGCCCUCGUCAUGCCCUCUCUCCCCUCCCCGUCCACCCAUUCUUCUCCCUCGGCAGUCGCUCAGCUCCCUCAUGGGUGUGAUGGGCACACUGCCCCCGCGUGGAGUCCCGUCCUCGAUAGCUCCUUCACCCUCGCCCUCCACCGCUGGGGCUCCUUCAGUUGGAAAAACUCCCACAUCUGCGUCGUCAGUGUCCACUCCCCUACAGGCUAGCAGAACUCUUCAUUACAGCCUCCGGCUCCAACCCGAGCCCACAACGCCGUCUGUCCAUAAAGUCCCGACUCCCUCAGUGGUUGCAGCGCCCUCUACCGAAGGACGUGGCGCCGGAUCUGGGCCACAGGGGGCUAAAGAGGCUUUACUACGCCAUGUUGGAGGGGGGAGCACCCAAGGGCUCCCAAUGAUCGGUCGGCUCACCCAAGAGGCAAGACUGCUCUCCGCCUCCCAGCCGACUCUUCCCCACCGCAGCUGGGUGGGCGUUCAGCCUCUCCCACCUCUCCAUCGGAAAGCAUCCGGAGGAAACCUGCUGCCGGGACCCUUCCUUGUGUCAUCAGGACUCGCUAGAGUCGGAAGCGCGGGUGUUUUGAGCUCAAAUGCGCCACAGCACGGUGCCACACAGAUGCCUGCACACACACCCCUACUCUUGCCCUCUCAGCUGACACACACACCUCCACUCACACCCGGAUCCGCUCCGCCACCCCUCGCCUCCCUCUCGUCCUCCCCAAAGCAAAUCCCUCUUUGCUCCACCAACCCUCCUCUAUCUCUAAUGGCCGCAUAUUCUGGUUUAGGUGUUCCCCAAACCCAGCGAGUCAAGCCCGGCACUGCAAUAUCGACUUCUCCUUCAACCUCUCCUCCCCCUUGCCUACGCCCUGCUUCUCCAUCUCUAUCCAUCUCCACCUCUCCAACUUCAUCUUCCGGCACCUCUUUGGCCCAGACUUUGCGUGUCAAACCGUUAUCCUGCACAACCAACUCCACUCCCACCGUCACUCCUUCCCAAACCCCCACCCCAACUCCUAUUCAGACCCCCACCCAAUCUAGAACACCAGUGGCCAUCCAAUCCCAAUCCCAGAGUCGGUGUCCGACUCCCAUCCACACUCUAGCCGCGGCACAAUCUCCAACCUCAACCUGCAUUCAGUGUCCGCUUCCACCCAAACUCCAGGCAAACCUCUGAGUUCAACCCUGAGCCAA